Papaver somniferum (opium poppy) is the source of this 1531-nucleotide messenger RNA. RefSeq names its product protein DECREASED SIZE EXCLUSION LIMIT 1-like. Bases 27 to 1142 code for a protein of 371 amino acids. Gene Ontology annotation, molecular function: protein binding. The transcript is spliced from 12 exons. The record is from RefSeq and is a predicted model, not a curated record. NCBI's taxonomy places the organism in Eukaryota, Viridiplantae, Streptophyta, Magnoliopsida, Ranunculales, Papaveraceae.
UCUAGGGCUUAGGAAUAACCUGAGAAAUGGGCACAAAGCGGCCAUCACCUGAUCCUGUUGCUGUAUUGAGAGGUCAUCGAGCUUCAGUCACUGAUGUUUGCUUUCAUCCUUCUAAACCUAUUCUCUUCAGUGGCGCUGGUGAUGGUGAGUUGAGGAUUUGGGAUACAGUUCAACACAGGACUCUAUCAUCUUCGUGGGUGCAUAAUGCUGCUCAUGGGAUUAUUGCUGUUGCUGCAAGUCCUUUGAUUGGAGAUAGUAAGCUCGUCAGCCAGGGUAGGGAUGGAACAAUUAAGUAUUGGGAUAUUGAAGGUGGGAGAUUGCCCAGGGCGCCUAUGGUUACAAUCAAAACGAACUCUUACCAUUUUUGCAAGCUUUCAUUGGUGAAAAAGCCUUCUGAUUGUUUGACACAAAAUGGAGAUGUCACUACUUCUACUGCGGUGGACACUCCUGGAGAAAAUUCUAUAGAUGGCUCUGAAGAAUUAAAACAUGUAGCUGUAGCGGGAGAGCAAUCUUCCGAGGUUGAGAUUUGGGAUCUCAAUUCUGCAGAAAGGUUAGCACGGUUACCUCAAAUUUCAAAUGGAAGCUCCUUGAAUCCUUCUACAAAGUCUAGAGGAAUGUGCAUGUCUGUUCAAGCAUUUUUGCCGCCUAAGUCGCAGGGAUUCCUCAAUGUUUUGGCUGGAUAUGAAGAUGGAACCAUGGCUUGGUGGGAUAUAAGGAAUCCAGGAGUUCCAUUAACUGUUGCAAAAUUCCAUUCUGAACCAGUUCUAAGCAUCGCGAUUGAUGGGUCAUGCACUGGGGGAAUUUCUGGAGCAGCAGAUAGCAAAAUUGUGCUAUUCACUUUGGAUUAUCAGAUGGGCUCUUGUUUGGUUAAGAAAGAGAUUAGCCUAGAGCGACAUGGUAUUACGGGCACCACCAUUAGAGCUGAUGGGAAAAUUGCUGCCACUGCUGGAUGGGAUCACAGAAUAAGGGUUUACAACUAUCGCAACGGAAAUGCUUUGGCCAUAUUGAAGUAUCACAGUGCUAUGUGUAAUGCAGUCUCAUUCUCAACAGACUGUAAAUUGAUGGCUUCUUCUUCAGAAGAUACCACAGUGGCACUGUGGGAGCUCUACCCUCCUCGAGCCUCAUCUGAAGCAAACAAAUAAAUGUCCUCGGAGAUGGUGCACAAAUCUCUUUUUCCUGUAUAACAGUAACAUCUACGUCACAUAUCUCAUUGUUUGAUCACUCACUUUGUGAAUAUAAUCAUAGAAACAUUACAACAGUAGAGUAGGUCAUAAUGAAGGAUACCCUGUUUGUGAUUUUAGUAGUCAAGCAGGAAAAAUAGGUUAGAAAAAAUAGAUGUAAAAAUAUGUCAAGGAGAGCUGUAUCUGUGACUCUCUGGUAACAAUAAGAUUUCUUAGUCCUUGGCUUUUCCAUAUAGCAGAAGUUCUUCAUACAUAUGCACUGUAUGUGACAUUAUUAUAAUAGCUGAUGGUGUAAAGACUUUCUGCGAAAAUGAUAUGACAUGAAAGGACGAGGUCCUAGAGCCAUUUUA